Molecule: messenger RNA, 654 nt
Organism: Acanthosepion pharaonis
Lineage: Eukaryota; Metazoa; Mollusca; Cephalopoda; Sepiida; Sepiidae
Source: the annotation of a GenBank genome assembly
AUGACCACUGAUGAAUGGACGAGUUUUACCUUUCAAUUUAAUAUCUUUGUAAAAGUGAUUUCAAUUUUCUUUUUACUUUCUUAUUGGUCUUUCUUAUUUGCCUCUUUAUUCGUCUCUCUUGUUGCUUUUUCUAUUUUCUUUUUGCCCCUCCUUGUUUGUCUCUUUGUUUGUUUGUUUCUUUCUUUAUCUCUUUCCUUCUUUCUUUCUUUCUUUCCUUCUUUCUUUCUUUCAUACUCUCUUUCCUUCUUUCUUUCCUUCUUUCUUCUUUCUUUUUUCUUUCCUUCUUUCUUUCUUUUUUCUUUCCUUCUUUCAUACUCUCUUUCUUUCUUUCACUUUUUCGUCCAUCUUUUUCUCUUUUUUAUCCCCUUGCUUUUCGUUCUUCAUAUUUUUCAGCUUCUUCAUCAUUUUCGUCUUCCUCCCGCCAUUGCAUGGCUUUUAGUUUUUCUUUUCAUUCCUUAUCGCAUAUUUCCUCUUCCUCUUCCUCUCGUUAUACAUCUCUCCUGUUUCCUCUUUGCCUCUCUGUCUUCCUCUCUCUUAACAUUUAUUUGUUUUUCUUACAACGUCCCUCGCCUUCAAUCUUCUAUUUUUGCCUUCCUUCUCCGUGACUUGUCUUUCCUUUUCUCCAUUUUUCUAUCUUCUUCUCUUUUCACUUAA